CUUCCCAUUGUGAGACAGGGAAAGAUCUGACCCAUUUUGCUCUCAAUUCUCUCUCUUUCUUUCUGAGGUACUUUUCCUAAUUUUGGAUUUGGAUUUUGGAGGCCCUUUGUCAAAAGGGUCUUAUUUUUUUUUGCAAUCUCUCUCAUCCCGGUUUUAAUCCUAUUCCUUGUGCUUAUCUCACUCCUCCACACUGCUAUUCCUCUCCCUUUGUUUUCAUUGCUCGCUUCCGCGUUUCUCAUUUUCCAAAGCUUCUUCUGUCUGCAAAUUUCCUGUCUUUUUGGCUCUACCAAUCGUGGGUGUCGCCAUUCCGGGUUGUCCUGUAGUUGGAGCUAUGGCUGCUGAGGUUGUGGGAUUUGAGAUGGUUGAAGGGCCACCGGAAACCGGUGCUGAAGGAGACAAAUCUGUUUCACAAGAAUGUGAAAAUGGGAAAUUGGAGCAAGAUGAAGGAGCUGCAGAGCCCAUAAAAUUCGAGUCACAUGAAGAUGAAUCUGCUAAAGCUGAAGGGAAUGUUGUUUUAGAUAACAAUGUUCCCAAAGAAGCAGCUGAAGAGUGGCCUGCACCGAAGCAGAUACUUUCUUUUUAUUUUGUUAGGUUCCGGCCUUAUGAUGAUCCUAACAUUAAAGCUAAACUUGAUAAGCUUGAUAAGGAGAUUAGCCAGAAAAAUCAAGCACGAAUUCAGGUUACCGAUGCUUUAAGGGCAAAAAGGUCAGAACGAGCAGAGUUGAUUUCUCAGAUUAAGUCUCUAAGAGACAACAACAGGCAAUUUCAGAGUAUUGUUGAUGAAAAAAUAAAAGAGAUUGAACCUCUGCAGCAGGCACUUGGCAAGCUUCGUACCACCAAUAGUGCAGGUCGAGGGGCUGGACUGUGCUCAUCUGAGGAGGAACUUAACAGUAUUAUCAAUAGCUUGCAAUACCGCAUACAGCAUGAGAGCAUUCCAUUGGCCGAAGAAAAACAAAUCCUUAGAGAAAUCAAGCAACUUGAGGGGACAAGGGAGAAGGUUAUUGCUAAUGCUGCCAUGAGAGCCAAAGUACAAGAUUCGAUGGGGCAGAAAGAGGCCAUUCAAGAUCAGGUUAAGCUUAUAGGUGGUGACUUGGAUGGAGUUAAAAAAGAGAGGCAAGCAAUUCGGUCCAAAAUCAAGCAACUUGAUGAUGGAAUACAAGCCUUAGACAAGGAUAUCAUGUCUUUACAGGAUGAACUAGCAGCUAUUACUGAAAAGAGGGAAAAAGCUUAUGAGAGCAUUCAGCAGCUAAGAAAACAACGUGAUCAAGGGAACUCCAAUUUCUACCAAAGCCGGACAAUUUUGAACAAGGCACGGGAGCUUGCAGCUAAAAAAGAUAUUAAUGCACUUGAGGAACUUUCACAAACUGAGGUUGAGAAAGCUAUGUCAUUCUGGAACAGUGACAAAUCCUUUAGGGAUGAUUAUGAGAAAAGACUUUUGCCAUCACUGGACAUGCGGCAGUUGAGUAGGGAUGGACGGAUGAGGAACCCAGAUGAAAAGCCACUUUUGGAAGAACCAAAACCUGCCGAAACAGAUAAAUUACCGAAAAGCAGUGUACAACAACCAAAGGAGGAGCCGAAAUCAUCUCCGCAAGAAACUGUGCCAGCUCAGAAGGUUCAGAAUGAAACCAAAAAGAAAGGAAAAGAUUUGAAAUCAAGUCUGGACAGUAAGGAUUCAGAAGAUGCAGAUGAGUAUGAAUUUGAAAGGCCAAAAGAGGUGGUUCCCAAGGAGCCUCCAGUUGAUCCAGAAAAGCUGAAAGAGAUGAAAAGAGAAGAGGAAAUCGCGAAAGCAAAGCAGGCCUUGGAAAGGAAGAAAAAACAAGCAGAGAAAGCCGCAGCCAAAGCAGCUAUAAGAGCACAGAAGGAAGCUGAGAAGAAGCUUAAGAAGGAACAAGAGAAGAAAGCAAAGAAGGUGGCUGGUGGCUCUGGAGCUGUUCCAAAUCCCGAGGAACCAGCAAAUGAAGUUGAGGAGGUUACAGAGCAGAAGACCAAUGAUACUGUGGAGGCCUCAGUUCCGGCGAAGGAGAAGGUGCAAAAGGAGAGCAGUGCUAGGUCCAGGAGUAGAGUGAAAGCAUUGAAAACCCCCGAGUCAAUUCCAAAAGCUAUUCUCAAGAGGAGAAGGUCUAACAACUGGAUAUGGAUUGCAUCUUGUGCUUUGAUAGUCCUGGCCUUGAUGGUGCUUGGAUUCAUCCUUCUUUCUUGAAAAGCUUAGGUCUAUCUAUAAGGAGCUAUAAAGCAUUUUCUGUGGGUGGCUUGGCUUGGCUAGGUUUGGCAGAGUAAUUUUAUGUUCUAUACAGUCCUCUUGGGGCAGAGGAUCAAACACACAUCAAUGUGUUAUGCUUAGCUCUUUGUGAGAGGAUAAGUUACUAUAUAUUUUAGUCUUGACUCCAAAUUUUGUUCAGAUUUCAUGUUACAGGAAUUUGGAUUUAUGGUUUUUUUUUUCUUUUUUCUUUUUGGGUAGUUAAUUCUUGAGGGAAAUGGUACUGAUAUACUUGAAACUUUGUGCUGAGAUAUUCUAUAUGUUUAGUUUUGAUAAUAUAGAGAAUUUCUUUUUUAUGUAAAAUUAUGAAACGUGUUGAAAAUUGGUGUUGGUAGA
Molecule: messenger RNA, 2593 nt
Organism: Cajanus cajan (pigeon pea)
Lineage: Eukaryota; Viridiplantae; Streptophyta; Magnoliopsida; Fabales; Fabaceae
Product: proton pump-interactor 1
Source: RefSeq, a predicted model, not a curated record